AUGGAGAAUCACAACCUUACGGCUAGGACCCACGUUACUGAGUUCAUUAUCACAGGGAUCUCUGACUACCCUGCGCUGAGGGCACCACUCUUCGGAAUAUUCCUCAUCAUAUACUUGGCCACAGUCAUGGGCAAUCUGGGCAUGAUUAUCCUGACCCAUUUGGACACCAACCUACACACCCCUAUGUAUUUUUUCCUUAGACAUUUGUCAAUUACUGACCUUGGCUAUUCUACUGUGAUUGGUCCGAAAAUGAUGGUCAAUUUUGUGGUGGACAAAAAUACUAUCUCCUACAAUUUAUGUGCUACCCAACUAGCAUUCUUUGAGCUUUUCAUCAUUACUGAACUGUUUAUUCUGUCAGCAAUGGCCUAUGAUCGCUAUGUAGCCAUUUGCAAGCCACUUCUGUACAUGGUCAUCAUGACGGAGAAAGUGCGGUGGAUGCUGGUCCUCACUCCAUAUCUUUAUAGCACAUUUGUGGCAUUAUUUCUCACAGUGAAAUUAUUUUCAUUGUCCUUCUGUGGCUCAAACAUCAUCAGACAUUUUUACUGUGAUUGUCUCCCUCUCCUGUCCAUGCUCUGUUCUGACACACACGAAUUAGAACUCAUCAUUUUGAUCUUCUCAGGCUGUAACUUACUCUCCUCCCUCUCAAUUGUGCUACUAUCCUACAUGUUCAUUCUCGUGGCUAUACUCAGAAUAAACUCCAACGAGGGGAAGUACCAAGCCUUCUCCACCUGUAGUUCUCACCUAACAGUGGUGGUUGUGUUCUAUGGGACAUUAUUGUUCAUUUAUCUACAACCCAAAUCCAGCCACACUUUUGAUAUUGACAAAAUGGCAUCUGUAUUUUACACCCUAGUGAUCCCUAUGCUGAACCCACUGAUUUACAGCCUAAGGAACAAAGAAGUAAAAAAUGCUCUUAGAAGAACUUUAAUGAAUCGGAUUAAACUGCUCACAUAG
This is a messenger RNA of Ochotona princeps (American pika), 951 nucleotides long. Its product is annotated as olfactory receptor 8K1. Bases 1 to 951 code for a protein of 316 amino acids. Gene Ontology annotation, cellular component: membrane. Gene Ontology annotation, molecular function: G protein-coupled receptor activity; olfactory receptor activity; odorant binding. Gene Ontology annotation, biological process: sensory perception of smell; G protein-coupled receptor signaling pathway. Lineage: Eukaryota; Metazoa; Chordata; Mammalia; Lagomorpha; Ochotonidae. The record is from RefSeq and is a predicted model, not a curated record. The transcript has a single exon.